Molecule: messenger RNA, 714 nt
Organism: Paramuricea clavata
Lineage: Eukaryota; Metazoa; Cnidaria; Anthozoa; Malacalcyonacea; Plexauridae
Source: the annotation of a GenBank genome assembly
AUGUCGAAACUUCUGAUCGCAGCGCAUACAGGAAAUUUUCAUGAAGUAAAACGCUUAGUUGAUCAUGGUGCUGAUGCGAAUGGUGAAAUUAUUCGCGAUGUUUGUCCUCUUCACAAUGCAGCAUCAUCUGAUUCACUGGAAAUUGUCAAAUAUUUAGUUGAACAUGGCGCUGAUGUAAAUCUGAAUGCCUUUAGCGUUGGUAGCCCUCUUCAAUCUGCAGUAUCAUCUGGUUCACUGGAAAUUGUCAAGUAUUUAGUUGAACAUGGUGCAAAUGUAAAUUUGAAUACCUUGAGCGCUGGUAGCCAUCUUCAAGCUGCAGUAUCAUCUGGUUCACUGGAAAUUGUCAAAUAUUUAGUUGAACAUGGUGCUGGAGUAAAUAUCAGAUUCUUUUGUGUUGAUAGUCCUCUUCACAAUGCAGCAUUAUCUGGUUCACUUGAAAUUGUGAAAUAUUUAGUUGAACAUGGUGCUAAUGAAAAUUUUAAAUCUUUUAGCCUUGGUAGUCCACUUCACUCUGCAAUAUCAUCUGGUUCACUUGAAAUUGUCAAAUAUUUAGUUGAACAUGGUGCUAAUGUAAAUUUUAAAUACUUUAGCCAUGGCAGUCCUCUUCACUCUCCAGUAUUAUCUGGUUCACUGGAAAUUGUCAAAUAUUUAGUUGAACAUGGUGCUAGUGUAAAUUCUAAAUAUUUUAGCCUUGGCAGUCCUCUUCACACUGCA